CGGUUAAACAGCCGCCUCAGUUCUGGAGCACGCGGAAAGGAAAAUGUAAGUUAACCGCUGCGGGGAGGAGACGGAGAAGGGGCGGGGUGAGACGAGAGGUACAGAUAAAGCGUGUAAAUCUCUUUGAUGUAGUUGAAAAAGUCAUUGAAGAAAGAAAAUGUUUGAAGUGUUUAUAUUGAAGAUUGAAAAUCCAUGGUGCUUUUGGGGCUACAUAAAAGGAGGUGGAAAUAUUGUAGAAAACGAAAUGGAAUAUAAAAAACUUCAAUCUGAAAUGAAUCUGUUCUAUAAUAAAUUCCACAGAUAUGUGGAUGAUAUCAAGCCAUCUGUAUUGGAAAAGGGCCAGGUUUGUGCUGUUUAUUGUCAGGAAAUGAAUUCCUGGUGCAGAGCUGUUGUUAAAUCAAUCAUAUCAUGUACAGAUUAUUACCUUGCUGAGUGUUUCCUUGUGGAUUAUGCCAAGAGUGUCCCUGUGAAAACAGACCGGAUUUGUGUUGCCUUGGAAUCAUUUAUGAGAUUACCCUACAGAGCAAUGAAAUUUAGACUGUAUGGUACAAAACCGGCCACACUGCGUGUCAACUACUAUAACGACAAGGCUAAGAUAGUCCCUGCUAACCGCUGGGAUAUAGCAGCUAUCCACUACUUCCAAAAUCUCCUGAAUGCAACCACCAAGGUGGAGGCCAAGUUAUGUGCUGUUGAAGAAGACAGUUUUGAUGUUGAUCUCUAUGUCACAAUAAAGGAAGAAAAGAUAUGUGUGAAUGACGAUCUUCUUGCCAAAAAAUUUGCUUUCUAUGAGGCACCGAAGAGUACAACAAUUAGUGAUGUGGAAGACCAGAAGAGAGAAACGCCAUUAAGCCUUGAGCCUCUUUCAGAGGAGAUCAAUCCUGCACUUGUUCUGUGGCCAAUGUUGUUGCAAGCCAAGGAAACAAAGGCUUUUGAAACUUGUGCUUCUGCUUCUGAUGACAUUAAAAAAACAACUUGCAAUAAUUUGCAGGAAACUGAUUUAGCCAGUGAAGAAACAGAGCCAGCUGUAAUGGUGCCGGUUCCUCCUUUAAAACAAGGCAUAACUGUUUCCUUGCAGGCGGAUAUACAAACAGACAGCACCUUAUGUAAGGAAACUACUAAAACACAAGAACUGGAGAAAGAUCUUUAUGAGAACAAUAUUGGUGUGAAGCUUCUACAAUUUUUAAAUCCUUUGAAAGCUGUUGAUGGACAAGAUGAGACCAAGAAGCUACAAAUGAAUAGCAGUGCAUUCCGUCCUGCUGUCCUUAAUAAAAAAAUGGAACCGUGUUUAUCUCUUGAAACAGCACCACUGUUUCCAACUCUGAAAAAGGAACUUCUAAGGAAUCAGUUCCCAGGACCUAAUCAUGUACAGUCUUAUUCGUGGCCACCAAUAGCUCGCGGAUGUGAUUCAGUUAUUAUCUCUCCUGAAAACGACCCACUUCUAUAUCUUCUGCCAAUUAUGACAUUUUUGCAGUCAAGAAGUUGUUAUGUAUCACUGCCAGCUCGGAGUGGUCCAGUGGCAUUAAUCCUGUGCCCAGGACAGAAGAAAGCAGAACGGGUGUUUGAGUUUCUGGAAACUUACAGCCAUUGUUCCAGGCCUAUUCACCCAAUAUUGCUCUUACUGGGAACAAAUAAGGAAGAAAUACAGAGCACAAGAAUUUCAAGAGGAUGUGAGGUCCUUAUAACAACCCCAUAUACCCUUCUGAGGUUGCUUGAAUAUCACAGCUUACUGUUCCUCAGGCUCUGCCAUCUUGUGUUUGAUGAAAUUGAUGUGUUGUUUGCUGAAGCCAACAUAGAAAUAUUUCGCAUUCUAGAAUAUUACAAAACAGCCUUGAAUGUUGAAGAGAAAGAAUCUGCACCUCAGCAGAUCGUUGCUAUCGGAAGGCACUGGAGCAAAAACAUAGAACGCUUAACCAAAGAGUUCAUGAACGAUCCGUAUGUUGUGAUCACAUCCAUGGAAGAAGCUGCCAUAUAUGGCAAAGUGCAACAGGUGGUGCAGCUUUGCCUUGAGUGUGACCGAAUCUCGACUUUACUUCAAUCAUUGGACUUUACCCCUACUAAUGUUCAGAAAACAUUGAUUUUCACCAGUUCCGUAGAAGAAACAGAUAUAAUUUACAAGGCAGUGGAGAGCACUUCAAUAUUUUGUUUGAAAAUGCACCCAGACAUUGGAUUUCAUUUUGAUUAUGUUUUAGAGCAAUGGAAGAAAAAAUUUAGCUCUGGCACACAUGUUGUACUAGUUUUAACCGAUGACUGCAUAAGAACCUUAGGAAUUACUGAUGCAACUCGGGUCGUUCAUUUCAAUUUUCCUGCAUCUCCAAGAAUUUUCGGUGCACGCUUAUACAGUUUGUCUGAUAACUUCCAAAACUCAGUUGGAAAGAUUUCGUCUUUGGAAAAAGAACAGCCAAAUGCAAAAUCCAUCUUGCUGUUGACAGAAAAGAGUGCACCCCAUGCUGUUGGAGUAAUGCAUUAUUUAAAACGCACAGAAACCAACAUUCCACCUGAAUUAUGCAACUUUACAUCUGGAGUGCUGGAGGCCAAAGAAGACAGAAAGAAAGGAAGACCUCUCUGUCGCUACCUUAAAGCAUAUGGAGUUUGCAAGGAUAAGAAACGCUGUCCAGAUCGACAUCGAGUUAGUUUACAAUUAGAUAUGUUACAAAAGGUAACAAAUGAAACUUUGCCUGAAACUGGAAAUGUAACGAUCCUCCCUCUUUUUAUUGUGGAUGCCACAAACUACUUUGGCCGCAUUGUCAGUAAACAGAAAGAUCCAUAUGCAGCUCUUGCCGAUGAAGUGAAUGCAUAUUAUAAAAAAGCUAAGAAUCUUGUCCCUGCUGACCCAUUAGAGAAGCUAGCAAUGUAUGGAUUACGUGAAGAAAACACUUUCCACAGGGUUCAGGUGCUUGAAAUACCAUCCAAGGGAGAAAACUCUGUAUUUUAUAGCGUUCAUAUCAAGUAUAUAGAUGAAGGCAGAUUUGGUGAAGUUCAAAAUUAUAAAUUGCUUUACUUACCUGAACAAUUCCAAGCUUUGCCCCCUCAAGCAGUGGAAUUUAUUGUUUGUCGAGUUAAACCCAUUGAUAAUGAAGUGGAGUGGAAUCCAAAAGUUACGAGAUACAUUAAUCAGAUGAUCAGAGGGAAACCUCAUGAAGCAAAAAUAGUACUUGCUUUGGAAAACACAAUUUGGGUGGAUCCAGUGGUUCGUGUCACCAGACUUCUAGAUCUGAAAACGUCUAUUAAUGAAUACAAUAUUCGUUCUGAGAUCCUGUCUACUGGAAUGGGAACUGACAACCCAGAUCACAUCAGUGAACUCCAGAAGUUAUAUAGAGAUGCUGAAAUGGUUCAAGAGGAAAAGGAAUUACCUGCAUUGAUACAUCCUCUGAAGUAUGGGGUGAGUGAGCAGGCCAAAUCUCCUUCACAAAGCAUCUUGGACCAGGCUACUCUCAAUUCACAGGCCUCCAAAGAACAAGCUGUAUCCAAUGUGCAGAAUGAUGUGCAAGAGGGUGAUGUUAUUAUAAAUCAGAGUUUUUCUCAAGAAACUUUACAAAAUCAUCAUGACAAAAUGACUGCAGCUAAGAAAGCAGAUGAAUGUCUACAGCCAUCUCAUGAAUGUCCAACCACAGCAGUUAACCAGAUGCUCCCGAGAAGCUCACAAGAAGGGCCGAAUGGAGAAAGCCAGCCUCAGCUUUCCCAGGCAUCUGCUAAUCGGAGCUUCUAUCCAUCAAUAAAAUGGUUUGAAAAGCAGGAUGUUGUUGUUCUGAAGAUAAAAUUACAAAAUAUUACCAGCUACGACUGCAAGUUUUUCUCCCAGAGGAUCAUUUUCAGUGCUUCUGUAGAAGACAGAUUUUAUUUGGCUGAUAUGGAGCUGCAGAAAAAUAUCAUCAAAGAAAAAUCAGCUUGUGACCUUAAGAAUGGCGAACCUGUCAUUACCCUUGCAAAAGAGAAGGCUGAACCUUGGUGCAACUUGCUGAAGCACAAAAAUCCCCACGUCUCCUUUGAUUUUGAUUACUUGGAUUAUUCUGAAGAAAGAAGUCCCUUUUCUGCUGCAGUCACAGGUCCCAAGAAAGUGCACCUGGUUUCUACAGAGGAGGAAGAGGAGGAGGACUCCUCGGAUGACAGUGACACCGAGAGUGAUUUGUCCAUCUGUUAAUUCUGGUUUGGAAAUGGGGAUUAAGAACUCGGCUGUCACAUGAGAACCCGCAGCUUGGGUGGCAUUUCCAUAAUGAAAGCAUUUUAGCUUUUUGAACAUCAGGAAAAGUUCUAAAUUUUGACCAUGAUUUUGAAGAGGGUUGUCAUGGUGGGAGGGUGGGAUAUUUGCUCUUCAAUUUAACUGCCAUAGACUGAUCACAUGUACAAUUUCAGUGAGUUUUAAUUCAAGGUAAAUUUGCUCUGAGUAGAAGAAUUGUGAUUUUUGCUAAGUACUUAACCAUGAAACCAAUGGAGGGAGGUGAAAAUCCUCUCUCUCUCUCUCUCUCUCUCUCUCUCUCUGUGGCUAAUCUUGGAGCCUGUUUCAAAAAGAAAGCAUAGCUUCUGGCCUUUUCCUCACAAAACAAAUUAUGAAGCCUCACAGAGAUAUUUAGACAAAAGGAGUUAAGAGUAGAAACAGUCUGUUGUACUGCUAGAGACA
Podarcis raffonei (Aeolian wall lizard) is the source of this 4615-nucleotide messenger RNA. It is a transcript of the gene TDRD12, whose product is annotated as tudor domain containing 12. The transcript is spliced from 33 exons. Lineage: Eukaryota; Metazoa; Chordata; Lepidosauria; Squamata; Lacertidae. Gene Ontology annotation, biological process: germ-line stem cell division; transposable element silencing. The record is from RefSeq and is a predicted model, not a curated record. Bases 158 to 4138 code for a protein of 1326 amino acids. Gene Ontology annotation, molecular function: metal ion binding.